GCUUUCAACUGUAGUUUGCCAGCCUGUGCCAGGAGAGAGGUUCGUUCGCGACAAUCCAGGAUUUGUUUACGUUCACCGUCAGCUGGGCCACGCUGGACCAAGUUUAGGACAAGGACAAAAUACUAGAAAGCUUCUCCCUGCACCGAGCACCGCCAAGCAGCACCAGAGGGGCACGUGUACGUAAGACCAAAACCAGCAGAUCUUCUGGGUGGCUUUCAAGACUCCAGCUUGACCUUCAAGACACUCAAGCACACCAGGAUCUUCCUCCAGGAGACAGGACAACUCACCAGAAUCUGACCAGCUAACCUAACCUUUAGGGGACUAGAGGUUGUGGCACUAUAGCCUAUAUGACCCCAUUAAAUCCCCAAUAAGAAUAAGAACAAAGUGAAAAACUAUUACCACCAAGAUUCUAUACUAUUUCCACUGAAAGGAUGUUUCAGCCACGGCCAUGUGGGUGUAAGGGCCAGAGGACAUGUUUGCUGUGUGAGAAAGAGAUGGGAGAGCAAGUGAUGUCCUCCUGGGUCACGCAUACCCAGAAGGAACAUGCUCUUGUUUACUGUCCUGAGUGUGAUCUGGCCUGGCCUGGCUGGGAUACCAACUCCUGGAAGUGUCACCCCAAUCACCAGGGAGAAGGAAGAGUGUUUCCAGGAGUGAAAAUAAUUCAGAACUUUAUAUCUGAGGAAGAAGAAAGAACACUCAUGGAUUCCAUUGAUGAGGUGCCUUGGGAUUUGUCUCAGAGUGGCAGAAGGAAACAAAAUUAUGGACCAAAAUGUAACUUCAAAAAGAGACGUGUAAGGUGUGACACCUUCUCAGGCUACCCAGCCUUCACCAAGUACAUACAGGACCGCUUUGCCAUGGUUGAUAUCCUCCGCAAUUUCCAGACAGUGGAGCAGUGUUCCCUUGAGUACUCUCCAGAGAGAGGUGCAUCCAUUGACCCACAUAUUGAUGAUUGCUGGAUAUGGGGUGAGAGGAUACCAACACUCAGUCUGCUACUUGACUCUACUCUCACCUUAAGAAAAUUUAACGGCCCUGAAACAAAAUAUAAUUUAGUGGACCGCAAAACCUACCCUUCACAAGUGGAAGAUGGUAGGGUUAAGGGAGAUGGCACAUUAGGUGAAGAGUAUGCCAAACUCCAAACACAGACUGGUGAUAUCCAAGCAGGUGACAAUGCUGAGGAAAAAUACUCAAGCUUGAUGUCACAACCAACAGGGUGCUCAAUGCCAGAUGUGGUGCGUGUACCCAUGCCUCGACGCUCCUUGUUGGUGCUGUAUGGGCCACCUCGAUACGACUGGGAACAUGGGAUACUGAGAGAGGACAUUCCUUCCAGGAGGGUGUGCAUCACAUACAGAGAAUUAACACCCACCUAUCUCCCUUGUGGCCCAAAAGCUAAAGUGGGUGAGGCUAUCCUGCAGGCAGGGAAAGUGUUCUGGGACCACCACAGUUAUUACUCACUGGAUCAGGAAGGUACUGUUGAAACGUGACCAAAGUGACACCUCCAUAGAACAGUGAGAGGAACUUAUGUAAAUGUCAUGCUACCACUUGCUCACGUUUUAAUCAUGAACUUCAUUUUUAUAAAACUAGAACAAUAUGAAAUGUUCUGGUAAAUCAUUUUUUUAUUGAUAAAUUACUUUAUAUAUAUAUAUAUAUAUAUAUAUAUAUAUAUAUAUAUAUAUAUAUAUAUAUAUAUAUAUAUAUAUAUAUAUAUGGAGAGAGAGAGGGGGGGGAUAAUUUUAUUAGUUCACAUGGCUGUGUUAAAUCCUGUUCUAUGUAUGACUGUGUUUAUUGCAAUUAGUAAUCUUUGUUUUUUUCCAGUCACAUCACUUAUGAUGUAUCAUGAAUGGAAAGUCUUGUACGCAUUUAUUAUAUUACAGAUGGAGUGAAAAGGUGAAAUGUGUCCCUUAUCACAAGAUAAUAAUUAUACUCUUUUUCCAAAAUUAAUAUAUAAUUUUAAUGCAUCCACCUAAUAUCAUUCGCUACAUUUGCAAACAUUAUAUAAAUCAUAAUGUACAUCUCAACAACCUCCAUAAAAAUAAACAAAUCUUCCCUAAAGAUGCCCUUACUGUACACCUUCUGUAUCAUAAGCUAUGAAACUUGCAAACUUUUUAUAGCCUGAUAUCUAACUUUCCUUUCUCUAUCUGCCCUUGAGCUUCAUGCUUUUAACUCACUCUGCAGUGGAAUACAAAGGGAUAGAGCUAAUACACUUCACCACUAUGGGAAUAUUCAAUCAGCUGGAAGGCAUCAGUUAAGCUAAGAGAGGCAGAAAAACAGGCAGAGGGAAAAGUCAUCCUUACACAGGGAAUCAAAAGGAGCCAAGGAGAAGCUUUUGCCACAUACAAAGUGCAGGUUAUCAUGAGGCUUCACUGUUUUGUUUUUUUUUUCUCAGUAUAUUCAAUAUUACAUUGUUUAAAAAUCUGAGGGUAAUUUCUGGAAAGCAUAAAGAACAGUUAAUGAAAUAUUUACCACUAUAUGCUGGUAAA
Messenger RNA from Scylla paramamosain (green mud crab), 2477 nucleotides. Its product is annotated as alpha-ketoglutarate-dependent dioxygenase alkB homolog 4-like. The transcript is spliced from 6 exons. The record is from RefSeq and is a predicted model, not a curated record. Gene Ontology annotation, molecular function: oxidoreductase activity; demethylase activity. NCBI's taxonomy places the organism in Eukaryota, Metazoa, Arthropoda, Malacostraca, Decapoda, Portunidae. Gene Ontology annotation, biological process: demethylation. Bases 432 to 1481 code for a protein of 349 amino acids.